This is a messenger RNA of Bactrocera neohumeralis, 6377 nucleotides long. RefSeq lists its product as uncharacterized. The record is from RefSeq and is a predicted model, not a curated record. Lineage: Eukaryota; Metazoa; Arthropoda; Insecta; Diptera; Tephritidae. Bases 3923 to 5266 code for a protein of 447 amino acids. The transcript has 5 exons.
GAACGGUCGACCUGGAAAAAGCAGCAAGCACCACUCGUAGGAGCGCAACACCGAGCAGCAGUUCCCUUCAACCACCGGACGCCACUCUCUGGCGAAUGGUGUUACAAACAUUCUCAAUUAGAAAUAUAUAUAAAACCAAGUGGGGCACUGUCUUGCCGUGUCAUUACAAAUCUGCCGUUUGAAAAGUCGAUGUCACAGUGAAAACGCGAAAUCUAAAAGAAUAUCUAACUUACAGAAAAGAAAUGCAAUUGCAUGCAGACUGUGAAGGACAGUGAAUAUUUGAAAACUUUUUGGUGUUUUUAAGUUUUGUGCAAAACUUUUUUUCCACUUGUAUUUCGGUUGUCCGUGGAAAGUUUCAACUCUUCGUGUGUGAUUUUUUUUUUUUUUUUUUGGAUAAAACUCGCAUACUUAUUUACCUUAACUGUGCAGUUUACUGAAUUAUUUCGCAACAACUAAACCAAAAUCUAAAUGUUUAAAAAAUUAUAAAAAGUUUUUGCAUAAAUUUAUUUUAAAUGUUGAAACGCAAACGUUAUAAAAAGCAACACAACCACUAAAUGUGAGAAGAAAAACGCAAUUUGCGCAGCAAAAUUAAAAAGUAGUUGGAAAAAACCAAAAGUUGUAUGCUCCAGCCACGUCACGGUGUAAAGUUUGCCAUGAACCUCAUACCAAAUAUGUGCGAUAAAAUGUUUAUACUGAUUUUAUUUUAUUAUAACGGUUCAUAUAAUUGGAGUAAAAAGGUUUAAACAAAUAGAAAACGCAUAGCACUUGAAGCGCAGCACGCAGUAAAGCCGCAGAGGAAGGACACCAGUGUAGCAGUGCGCGGCAGUGACGUUGGGACGGACAAUUUGUCGACGUGUAAAAAGUACGAGAAUUCGCAAAUUUAAUUUUAUGAAGUAAAAUAUUUUUCAACACUUUGAAUUUUGAAAAACAAAAAAAUUAAUAUUACUAAGAAAACCAAUUAACAACAACAAAAAUAAUUACAAAAAUUUGUGUAUAAACAACAACAACAAUAAUUACAAAAAUUUGUGUAUUAACUAAAUAAAAAUCAGCAACGAAUUUUGAAAUACUUGAAACAUAAACAAAAAGUAAGUAUUUCACAACUCGCGGAAAAUUCGCCAAACAGCGCGAAAGUGGAUAACUCGAAAAAGAAAUCGCCUGUCAACACAAACAUGCCUAACGAAUUCUAAAGAUAAAAACGGCAAGUAAAUAGUGAAAACAGGUAAUAAACAUUAAAAACGUUAAUAAAAAAGUGAACAAUAGCCAAAAAACAGUAAAAAAGAGUUACGAGGCGCUUACGUACAAACAUUAAGUAAACAAAAAAAUUCCAAAACAAUAAAACAAGCAGUAAACGAAACGAUUUUUAUUUUCGCACAGCACUACGUCAGCUGCCGGAAAGUGCAAGCCGUUUGGAGUGCAAACUAAGCAAUUGUCGGAUAUUGCGACUCCGAGCCACGCUGCGCCUAUCAGCAGACCAUAGACAAGCAGUCAAGCAGCUAAGCCGUCAGUCAGCUGUUUACGACGCAAUAAAGGUUUACAAAUACAACUACAUACAUAUAUGUAUGUGUGUGUACAUUUGUAUGUAUGAAUGUGUAUGCAUUUAGAGCGGUGAAAUAUUUAUUGUGAUUAAAUUACCUGUGCAGCAGGCACUACACGCCGCGUAAAUUGUCUCCUAACCCCGCUGUCAGCACUGACAGCUGUAUAACUGUCGUAAAUCGACGUUACAAACUAGCGUAGUGGCACAAUAAAGCCAUAAAUUGGGCUGUAGAGACGUCAGCGGCGUAGACCUUCAAAGCCAAAACACAAGCAACAGCAUAGACAACAACAAAUACAACAAAUAUUGAAAAGCAAACUUUUGUUAUCGUGCCACACAACUAAUACACGUACAUACAUAUAUGUAUAUAUACGUGUGACUGUGACAGCGACAAAGCAAAAAAUAACAAUAAACAUAACAACAAGAAAAACAAAAAUAAAAUAUAAAAGAGAAAUAAGAAAUAAGAAAAAAACUAAAAAAAAUCAAAAUAAAAAUAAUACAAAAUAAAGUAAAAAUAUUUUACUAAUAAUCAAAGCAGCACACAAACAAAGCGCGGCAUUAGUUGUACAUUAGCGCAAACAGACAUACACACAUCCACACAUUCAGACAGAUAGACGUAGUCUGAUAGCUGGCAUUCGCCACUCGCCGCCGAUCAUCGGCUCUAUAUAUAUGCGCUGGCACAGCUCGUAGCCACAGAUCGUACGUAUUCUGAUCGUCAUUUAAUGUGCAUAGCAAAUUGCCAACAAUUCAGUCGUCUUUUGACUUUUGUGCGGAUAACUACCAAGCGAACAAGGAUCACAGUGCAUUGAGCUACAAACAAAAGGAGAACAGCGCCCAGAGAGCCACACAAAAAAACAAACAACAGCAGCGACAGCUACCAGCGUUAAACCGUUCCAAAUCGCCAAGUAAUUUGGAUCGUUAGAAUUUUCUGUGCUGAACGGUGCAAAGAAACCGUUUUCCAAUGUCGAUUAAUUCGCCAAUACACACAAACUCUGACCUGAUUUAAACAGGCAAAAAGCAGGCAACCAAUUCGUAUAGCAGUGCGUGUUAAAAACAACAACAACAACAGCAAUUAGAACAACGCCACACAUAAAGGGUGUUGUUUUUUCGUUUCCGUUUCGUUUUCGAAAAUAUUAUCUAUCAGUUUCGUUUUACGUUUCUCGUUUUUCCUUGUUUUUUUUUUAACUGCGUUUCGCUCAUUUAUACUUCGUGUUGAGCCAUAAUUGGAGAGGAAAAAAAGUGAGUGUAACACAAAACCUAUACGCAAGUGCGGUUCCAAAGCAGUUUUAGCAAAAAAUCACGUGCAAUUAAGUAUUUACUACAAAAACGCACAGCGCACAACAAAAACAAGUUUGACAUAGUAAACAAACAAGUGACUCAUUGGAACCAAAAGGUGUCGACAGCACUUAAGUGAAGCCAGAGACUUCCAGGCAAAUCAAUCUUGUAGGCUACUACAGCGUACUCUCGCGCUCUUAUAUAUAGCCAACCAAACGUUUGCAGCGUCGAUCAGUCGUUAGCGAGCAGUUACAGACGAUCGUGUGUUGCGAAACGUGCGUUUAGCGCGUUGCAAAGUACAAAACAAAAAACACUUUUACGUUUAAUUUAAUCACGUUUUCUGUGCAAAACAUAAUAAACAAUAUAGAAUUGUUGCGUAUUAACGGUGGUGAACUCAAACAACAAUCUGAAGAAACAAAGAAUUUAAUUUAUCCGGGCUUUGGCCGUUGUAUGGAGCUUUCUAAACAACCAUCGUAUUUUGGAGACGAGCCGGACCUCCUGUUCAAAAGCGCGCAGGGCCGGAAUAGUCUAUUUUCUUCGUGUAACGGUGCUGCAGCCGCCUCCGCCGCCGCUCCAGCAACCGCUGCCGCUACAGCUACCGCUAUUCCAUUAACAAAUAACGCAACAGCCAAAAUUAAUCUAGAAACCUCAUUAAAUGAUUGCGAAAGUGGCUACGUGCCAACGGUUGGCCGUUGGGGCGCCGAAUGGCCAAGUUGACUCGCCGAAGCCAGCCUGGUGCGAUGUGGCGCCGCCGCCGCAAGCACAACAGCUGUUGAAGCAGCUGUUGUUGUUGGCUCCGGCGCCGAUGCCGGUCCAUCGGCGGGUACGGUACGAGUUGGAUUGACUACGAACACCGUUCCUGUUCAAGAUAGACCACAAACCAACAACGGCCAACGAAUUGUUGUCGCCCAACAGCAGCAAUGCAACGUGGACAACGGCAACAAGGCGUGGUCGACGGACAACCACCAUGAUGUUGAUGAAAGCCAUGUGGAUGAUGACAACGACACUGGUGGACGACGCGUUACAAAUGGUUACGAUGCAGUUGGUGCAGCCGCAGCAGCAGCAACAGCCGCAACAACAACAGUUGACAGCAAAAUUAAAAAUGUUGAGAACAACAUGGUGGAAGCUGUUGUGGCCGGUGCCAUUGCAAUUGACUCCGAUACGAUUGGAAACAUUGACAAAGUGGAUAAUGUGACAUCGAAUGCAUCAAUGGAACGCUGCUCGAACAUACGUAAACUACUUGAGGAGCAGCAUCGCAAAUGGUGGCGCAACCAAAUGCACGGCCAACAAGAAUGGUGGGCCGAUGAGGAUAGCUACAAUUUAACUGCAUUCAAUCAAAUCAAUGGAAUCUGGCCACUGGGACAUCCGCUGCCGUUGCCCGAUUGGGCAGCCGGUUGUGAUGAUGAAUACGCCAAAGGCGUACUACAUUUCGAUUCGGUUUGGGAAUAUGAAGAUCUAAAUGCGAUUAUUGAGACGAAAUUACAUCGUAUGCUCGAGGAGACACAUUACGAUACAGUUAACUUAUUUGUGGACUUUUAUCGCGCCUUCAAGCGUACACGUCGCUCGGAUCUGAAGUCGUUCUUCCAAUUCUACGACUUGCCCAUAAACCGGCGCCAUCACAUGUGUGUCUCAUUGGCUAUGGAGAUAAUGACACGCAUUAUUGAGAUCUUUCCAGUGCUACAACAUUAUUUGUAUUUAGUUUCGUGCGAAGAACAGGUCAUGUCGCAAAGUGACUACAUUGAAAGCACCGAUGAAGUGGGUGGUUUGAACUCGCCGCAUGCCAACGUCGAAAAGGAACACGCUAUGGUUGCUAUGAAAAUAUCGAUUGCCGGACGUGAAGGUGUUAUGAUAUUGGAUCCGGGUUAUCACAUCGGACGUGCCGUUACCGUGAUGUCUGACCAAAUGUACCCACAUACAGGUUGGUUCACACAGUCGAAGGAAGCGCGUCUGCAACGUGACUACUGCUACAACUAUUGUUUGCAAAACAAGAAGUUCGUUGAAUGGAUGGAACGUGAAACACGCGGCGAUGAGCAAUCAUUCAAAUCAUCACUCAUCUACGUCGAACAGCCCUAUGUGACGGCGAUCGAUGUGACAGUGCGUCGCAAUCUGGUGUAUAACUUCCGCUCGCUGUUGUCGCGUGACGCCAAAGGACGUGUGUUCGCGGGCAUUUACCUACCGGUUGUGCCAAACUGCAACGAGUCACAUUUCACCCUCUUCUAUGAUGGACCAAAUGAUCAGCGCAUAAAAGUGAAAUUCAUGUUCAACGUCUUCAAGAACCCAGGAAAGAUUCCCGAUAAUGUGCAGCAACAUUUGUGCAAAUUGGCACCGCAGUUAAAUAUGAAAGAGAAGGAGCUCACCGAACUCUGUAAAUCCUUAGCCGAUGUCAUCAACGAUCAAGAUUUCAUACAACAAUUAUUGUCCAUUAAUGAGGAUAUCGGCGUUAUGUCAGCUGAAAAUUGACAAUUAAAGGAUAAAAAGGUCGAUGCUAACCUAAAAGGUGUGGAAGAACACAAACCACCUAACGCAAAUGGCACGACUGCAAUAACAACGUCAACAGUGGGAGCUCAUUCGAGUGUCAGCUCGACAUAAACUUAGAUAUUUUCUCUGCAACUUAAUUAUUCCUCAUUUCACACUUAUAAAAAGUUAAAGUAGAACAAAAAUAACAAAAAAAAAAACAUAUAUAAGCAAGAAUUCUUCAUAAUGCACUUAGAUGAAACAACAAAAUUAAAGCAUGAAAAAUUAAGUAUAUACAAAUAUACGGGGUUACUAGUUUACUGGUAGUUUGACGACAUUUAUUCUUAACUUAAAACAAAAAUUAUUCCACACAUAUAAACAAGUUAACUCUAAUAAAAAAUAUUAUGUACUAUAUACAUACUAUAUGCAAAGUACUUGAGAAAACAAAUGUCAAUCUUUAGAGAUUAUUUAACACUAUAUACACAACCAUUAGAAUGUUACAAUUUGUAUUCACACAGCUAAAAUAUUUUUGCUCAUUUAAUUGUUUAGUUAAUUCUCAUUUGACUACUGCUUCACUAUAACGGUGGAUAUCAUGUCUUGCUACGCUAGUUUUAACCACUUAAAUACUUACAUAUAUAAAGAAAUUGUAGCAAUUGUAAAAUGCGUGCUGCGCACAGUUUAGCCAGUUAUUAAUAUAAAAUAAUGUGCAAUUUUUUCAAAUAAGCAAAUACUAAUUGCAACAGUAUCACAGGUACAUACUUAUAUGUAUAGAGCAAAUGAUAUGUGAGACUUUUAAACGCAAGCUUGUAGCCGCAUAACAUACACUUAAACACAAGGACAUGAUAUUCCUAAAUAGUAAAUGAAUUUUUGUGACUCACCACUAGACUCUACCUAUGCAUACACCCGCUAUAAUAUUAUAUUAUUAUUGUAAUGAUCAUUCUUUAAUUUAGUGUUUUCAAUUAAAGGCAAAUAUAAGAAGAAGAGAAGAGGCGGAAUAAUGUGGAAAAUUAUUGUUUAAAAAAUAUACAAGACCAUAUAUUUAAAACACUUAUGUAACGUAGCUUAUAUAUAUAUAUAUUCUAUGCACGAAAUAAACUUUACUUUGACAAAAAUAAAA